Myiozetetes cayanensis is the source of this 735-nucleotide messenger RNA. RefSeq names its product zinc finger protein with KRAB and SCAN domains 1-like. Gene Ontology annotation, biological process: regulation of transcription by RNA polymerase II. The coding region runs from base 62 to 673 and encodes 203 amino acids. NCBI's taxonomy places the organism in Eukaryota, Metazoa, Chordata, Aves, Passeriformes, Tyrannidae. Gene Ontology annotation, molecular function: RNA polymerase II cis-regulatory region sequence-specific DNA binding; DNA-binding transcription factor activity, RNA polymerase II-specific. The transcript is spliced from 2 exons. The record is from RefSeq and is a predicted model, not a curated record.
GCCAACGCACUCAACCCUUGUUUCCCCCCAGCAGGAUUUGUCCUUCCCAAAGCUUGGGCAGAUGGAGGAGGAGGCUGCAAGGAAGAGGAAAAAGCCGUGGGCCCCCCAGGCAGGCCCCGAGCUGAGGACGGAGAGCACGGAGGACAAAUCCCCCCGGCAGAGCCUGGUGGGAGAGGCCGUUUUGAAGGGCUCCCCAGCACAGGAAGGCAGAGGGGAGGAAAAGGCCUGGAGAUGCCCCCAGAGGAGGGGCUGCAAAGCCAGCCCAGGGAGCUCUGAGGAGGAAAGACCCGUCCUGUGCCAGGAAGGCGGCCGGAGCUUGAGCCGGAGCUCUGAGCUGGUGGUUCCUGAGCAGCCUCCCAGCAGGGAGAAGCCCUUCAGGUGCUUGGAAUGUGGGAAGAGCUUCAGGAGGAGCACCCACCUCCUCACCCACCAGCACAUCCACACUGGGGCACGGCCCUACACGUGUGGGGAAUGUGCAAAGAGGUUUCAGACCAGAUCGCAUCUUCUCAGGCAUGAGCAGACACACACAGGGGAGAGGCCCUUCCGCUGCACCGACUGCGGGAAGGGCUUCAACCAGAACUCCCACCUCGUCACCCACCGGGGCAUCCACACCGGGAGAGGCCCUACAAGUGUGGGGAGUGUGGGAAGGGCUUCAGCCAGAGCUCCAGCCUGAUCCAACACCAGCUCAUCCACACAGGGGAACGGCCCUACAAGUGCUUGGAAUGUGGGAAGAGG